CGGUCUCAGUGAAUUUGUGGGUCAGGUUCGCUCAUAUAACAGGGCCUAAUGCCGACGACAGGUCGUUUUACUGGUGUAUGGUUUUAGUCGCGUGCCGCGUCUAGUCGCUCCGCGUUACGUCUUCUCACGAUGCGUUGUGUUUUACUCGGGAGGUAAACUUCUCGGAUUAGGAGUCCAGGCGGUCUUUGGAUGGUUAACUCUGUCGAAUUGGUUCGGGCUAGAACCGGAGAUUAAUUUCGGUCCGGUUUCUUGAUUGAAAACCGGUUUUGGCGAGAAACCGAACCGUCGCGAGUAGGUUUUUGGGCAUUUAGGCGGCCUUUGAAGCCCAUUUAGGCCUUUGUAGACCUAAUGAUGACGCUUCGAAGGAUGCGCCUCGUUUUUGCUAUAAAUAGGCGCCUCUCCUUUGCUUUCGUCAUUCUUCUCUGCAAGCUCAGGUAUUCCACUUUCUCUCCCUUCUCUCUACUUUUAUUUUCUCUCUCUAGAUAAGCCUUCCGUAGCAUAGGGUUUUUUGCUAGCGAUCUAGCUGGUUUAGUCGUCCCCCCGAGUAGAAGAGAUAUGGCUUCAGGGAAUCGGCUAUCGCGCGAGGAAAAAGGGAAAGAUAUAGCUACUUCGCCAAGCCCGGCUAGGGAUGCGGACGGGGGUCCGUUGGAGGAUUUCGACAUAAUCCAUCGUGAUGCUCUGCGGGAUACGGAGAACAUGAGCCUUUCCCAGCGCCUUCUGGUCGCUGAUGCCCAUAGACAGUUUCGCGAAGAAAUCGAAGAAAACGUUGAGGACGAGGAUAGAGAGGCGAGUGGUUCUGAAGCGCCUAGCCUUGUCGUAAGACCUAGGAGACGGGCUCGUCGGAGGGGUCGUAUCGACCAGUCAGGCCGUCUCCCUGCUCCGAGAAGUGUUCCGUUCUACGAAGUAGACUGUCGUCCUGUGAUAUAUCACCCUGGUGGGAUUUUCGAAGAACUACCUUCGCUGCCUCCCGAAGCGUUACGCGACCCGCGAGUUCAAUCGUGGGGGAACGUUUUCAGUUCCUGUUCUUCCAACGAGACCGUGAAGAGAUUGCUAAGAGAGAGUGGUGGCGCUGGAGUCACCUUCCUCAUUCCGUCAACCGAUCAGCGGCCGUGGUCGCCACCGGUUGGUUACCAGUGCGUGUAUGAAUCUUACUUCAAGGAUCAGACGAAGCUCUGGUUCCCAAUCCCCAGACUGAUCACGUCUUACGCAUUUCGUCGGGAUAUUGCCAUUUCUCAGCUGCUGAACGGGUCGCUGCGCAUAGCCGUCAUGUUGAUGGUUAUGGCAGCGGAGAUGGAUGUUUCGAUGAGCGUGAGGGUGUUUGAGGAGCUGACUUUCACGAAGGCGGAGCCUAACGGGAUCUUCUCGGUAAAGAUGAGAGCGAGUUACAACGUUUUGACUGGUCAUCCCAACAAGACGCAGGAUUGGCAACGCGCUUACUUCUUCAUUAAGUCCGACGAGCAUGCCUUCGAGGAGCCGCCGGGGGACGAUUAUCGCGUUUUAUGGAAUCAGCAACUUGUUCGUCAUCCCAAUACAAUUGCCUAUCCAGAGAAAUUCUUCGAAACUGCUCAACUGAUCGCGACGCAUAGUCAUCUCAGGUGGCCGGAUCUUAGUCGGGAGUGGAUACGUCGGCAACAAGCUAGGAUCGCCAGAGUUGAUUGGGAAUCGAGACUUCCUUGUGUACUCGGUCCCCGCAAAUCACGUCUCUCCCUAUUUACUCGGAAGCAACAAAAACUCCUUAACCAAGCUAGAAAGAUGGAGGGAGUUCCCGACUUAAGUGCCCUGUUGAAAGGGAAGCUUCAAAUGCUCUCGACGAAAUCGUCUUCUGCCGGUGCCUCAGAAGUCAGGCCUGUUUCCACAGAUGGAGAUGUGAACCCUGAGCCGCCAGCUCAGAGUUCCCCAAAGAGGAAGACCAAUAGGGCCAAGGCCAAGAACAGGAGUGUCCCUUUGGAAGAGGCACAACCUUCUGCCGAUGUCUCUGAAAUCGCGGCUAAGAAGAAGAAGAAAAAGGAGAGCAAGAAAAGGUCUCGUGAAGAGACUUCUGUUGGGGCUAUGGAGACUCCAACUGCCGCAGGGAAUGAUGGUGCGGAAAGAAACGAUCCGGCCGAUUCUACUCGGGGAUCGCCUGAGGAGCGUCCCAAGAAGAAACUGAAGAAGAAGUCAGCGGAAGGCGAUGGGACUUCUGCUCCCGAGAUUCCUUCUAGAAGUGGGGAACCAGCUACCGAAGUCGGAGAUGGCUCACGGGAUGAAUCUCCGUCGAGUAAGGGAGCCCCUUCGUCUUCUGCGAGGGAGACUGGUGCGGGAAGCGGAGGUUCGCUUCCGCGGAAGGCGGGAGGAGGAGUUCACUUCCCGGAUCACGUAGAAUUCCUUUACGAUGAGGCGACUCCGUUGGUUCUGAAUCCACUUCCGUGUGCUGAACUGACUCGUCAGAUUCGUGGCGGGACCAAAGAGUUGCCGCCGGUCGACGACUUAUACUUCAAAAAGGAGUACAUUGACGCGGCUAUGGCGGGCAGACGGAGUGACGGGAGCAUGAACUAUCUCGUGGAGAAGUACGACAGCACCUUGAAGCAGACGAUGGUCCAGCUGGGCGCCUCGGAUAAACUCGCACGGACCAGAUUGGGCGUGAUCGAGAGGUUACGCGCCGAGAACAAAAAGGCCAGCGACAAAGCGGCCAAAGAGAAAGAGGUCCUCCGAGUUAAGUUCGAGGAGCUGGAAGACAAGCUGAAGUCUGACCGUCUUGCGAAGAAGGACGCUCUCCGCGAGAAAACUCGCUUAGAGUGAUUGGU
Messenger RNA from Brassica napus (rape), 2783 nucleotides. RefSeq names its product meiosis-specific protein ASY2-like. The transcript has 4 exons. Lineage: Eukaryota; Viridiplantae; Streptophyta; Magnoliopsida; Brassicales; Brassicaceae. The record is from RefSeq and is a predicted model, not a curated record. The coding region runs from base 556 to 2778 and encodes 740 amino acids.